CCGAUGCGAUGCUAUAAAACGCAGCUCCCUCCUCAAUCGUCCUUCGACGACGGAUCAAGGCUCGGCGCGACCUAGCGUGAGAACGGCGAGCGGAGAGAGAUGGGGCAUUCGAACGUGUGGAACUCGCAUCCGAAGAACUACGGCCCCGGAUCCCGAGUUUGCCGUGUUUGUGGGAAUCCUCAUGGAUUGAUCAGGAAGUAUGGGCUUAUGUGUUGCAGACAGUGCUUCCGCAGCAAUGCCAAAGCAAUUGGCUUCAUUAAGUACCGCUGAAGAGGUUUGCUAUUGGUAGGGAUGGAGGCUGUGAAAUUGAAAGGAGCUCUUUUAUUUCACAUGUUCUUUUUCCAUAUGAACUCUGGUAAUAUGUGUGAUCUGCUGGAUUUUGUUCACCUAUUGAACCCUUAAAGACAGUUGGAACAAUGUAGUAAGCUAAAUUCCAAUGGUUUUAUCACGGUUAUCGAUGUCAUCUUUGCUAGGUUUUGACUUGGUUAAGACUUUUAUUGGAAUAUAUUUUAACCAUAUGAACAAGUUGCACUGUAAUGUUAUAGAUCGUUAAUGGUUGCUUCUGGACUUCA
Messenger RNA from Musa acuminata AAA Group (dessert banana), 572 nucleotides. RefSeq names its product small ribosomal subunit protein uS14-like. The record is from RefSeq and is a predicted model, not a curated record. Bases 100 to 270 code for a protein of 56 amino acids. Gene Ontology annotation, cellular component: cytosolic small ribosomal subunit; ribosome. The transcript has 3 exons. Gene Ontology annotation, molecular function: structural constituent of ribosome; zinc ion binding. Lineage: Eukaryota; Viridiplantae; Streptophyta; Magnoliopsida; Zingiberales; Musaceae. Gene Ontology annotation, biological process: translation.